ACCCCUUUCUUAGCCCACGCCUACUUAGUAUGUGAAUUUAGCUUUAAACUGUACGAUUCUUGCUUGCAGUCUGGGCUUUCAUAAUUCACAGAGAAAUGGGAAGGAGAUCUGCAGAACUGUCGCUGGUCGUUCUGGUCUCGCUGCUAUUCUGCAUUAGUAAAUGCGCUUCUGCAGCAGGCUUGGAACUCACACUGCUUCACACCAACGAUGUUCAUGCACGAAUCGAGGAAACCAAUGAACGUUCUGGCUCGUGCACUAAAGGUUCAUGCUUCGCUGGAGUGGCCAGGAGAUUCACCAAAAUCAAGGACAUCCGGAGUCGAGAACGGAAUGUGUUGCUAUUGGAUGCGGGUGACCAGUUUCAGGGCACCGUUUGGUUCAACUAUUACAAGGGCGCUGAAGCAGCACAUUUUAUGAAUAAGCUCAGAUAUGAUGCAAUGGCAUUGGGAAACCAUGAGUUUGAUAAUGGAGUGGAUGGUCUGAUUAAGCCUUUUCUACAAGAAGUGAACUGCAGCAUUCUCAGUGCUAACAUUAAGCCAGAUGCUACACUGGCUCCAAAGAUAGCCGGCUACUACAUGCCCUAUAAGAUAUUUGAUGUAAGCACUGAAAAGGUGGCAGUGGUUGGAUAUACUUCAAGGGAAACACCAGCUUUGUCAAAGCCAGGCCCACAAUUGGUGUUUGAGGAUGAGGUCACAGCUGUGCAGCUCCAGGUAGACAAGCUUGUCACCUUGGGCAUUAAUAAGAUCAUUGCCCUCGGCCACUCUGGCUUUGUCACUGACCAAGAAAUUGCCAAGAAAGUAAAGGGAGUGGACGUGGUGAUCGGAGGACACACCAACACUUUUCUAUAUACUGGGACGCCCCCAUCGACAGAGGUACCAGCGGGCCCUUACCCCUUUAUGGUGCGGUCCGAACAUGGCUAUGAUGUACCCGUCGUCCAGGCCUAUGCUUUUGGGAAGUACCUGGGCUACUUGAAGGUGACCUUUGAUGAGCAAGGACGUGUGGUGACCUCAACAGGGAAUCCGAUCCUGCUUAAUAGCAGCAUACCAGAGGAUCCAGUUAUCCGUGCAGAUGUGGGGGAAUGGAUGAAGAGCCUGGCAAAUUACUCUUCGCAGUAUGUGGGAAACACCCGGGUGUACCUGAACGGCACCUUCGAAGAGUGCCGUUUCAGGGAGUGCAACCUGGGAAACCUAAUAUGUGAUGCAAUGAUUCAUCACAAUAUCAAGUACGCCGAUGAGGUUCAGUGGAACCACGUCAGCUUGUGCAUCCUGAACGGCGGGUCCAUACGGGGGCCUAUCGACGAGCGCAGCCGAAACGGUUCCAUCACUAUGGGGGACCUUAUUUCUGUCUUACCAUUCGGAGGCACGUUCGAUUUAGUGCAGCUGAAGGGAUCGACGCUGAGAAAGGUCUUUGAGCAUUCUGUAAAGAGAUAUGGAGGUGGCACUGGGGAGUUUCUUCAGGUGUCAGGGAUCCGUGUUCAGCUGGACGUGUCAAAGCCCCCAGACAACCGCGUGGUAGGUUUGAGCCUCCUGUGUACACACUGUCGAGUGCCCAGCUAUGAACCCCUGGAGGCUAACAGGACCUAUAAACUGGUCCUGCCGUCCUACCUGGUUGAGGGAGGCGAUGGGUACUCGAUGAUCCGGAAUGAGAAGCUCAAACACGACACCGGCGACUUGGACAUAUCCGUUGUUGCCGACUACAUCACCGAAAUGGAGCGGGUCUAUGCAGCUGUGGAGGGUCGGAUCACAUUCGUCAACUCCAAAUCGGGACCAGUGAGUGCAAGUCAUGUGACCAGGCCGAAACUGCUCCUGCCACUCCUGGGCGUGGUCUGGACCCUGUCGGAUAUCUCGUUUUUAGAUUAUCGCCUUUGAGAAAGAGGCAAUAGUCCCUUUUUGCACUGGGAUGUAGGAGCUAAAAGCAGAGAGGAACUGUCCACUACGGCUCUGAAAGGGCUGGUGAGGUGCGUUCAUGUUUGCUUUCCCAACGCACAUUGAGAGCCGUGAAGAUUAUGUAAAGUAGGAGGGUCUAUACCCAGGAAAUGCAUAUUCACUGUUCUAUUUGAUGAACAUCGGUUAUUGUAGUCUUUAAAUUUUUUUUCUAAUUCUGCUUUAGGUUCUUUUAUUUUUUCCUUGCAGUUUAGCUGAGUGGCCCAGUUCAGCUAAAUGCAAACCUUUUUGUUACGAGUUGCCGAGUCAAUUUCCCAGAUGAAUGUCGUCCUCCAACCAGAUACUGAUCAUAGCUUGCACCUCCUCGUUGACCACGAUGUUGUGAUUUUCUUUUUCCAUUUCAGAACUUGCUUGCUCUCUCACUGCUGAUAAAUGUUCAGUACGGCAAGUUCCACCCGAAUCAUUGACAGACCUUAAAAAGGUACUACCUUGCAAGCAAAGACUAAAAAGGGGAUAUGAAGCAUGCCCCAGGAGCCUAACCAAAAUUGUUCCUCUGGUGGAAAAGGGGCUUUAGUUCCUGAGUUCUGCAAAAAGUUCAUAAGUUAUGGAAAAUUUACUGUGUUGGAAAAGGGGCUAAUAUAAUUUGAUAUGGGAAACUUACUCCUAGUCCACACAAUAUUAUAUUGUUAUCAAGUGGCCUGCUCUAUUUAACCUGACAAUUUGACCUGACUACCUGUCACACCCCCCCCCCCCCCCCCCCCCCCCCCAACAGGACUAAAAGGGAAUGUCUUUAGGCAAUGAAAAGCCCACACUGAGGGUCUUGUCUCUGUUCUGCCCAGCGUGGCCACGGAGGAUAAUUAUUUCGUUUUUAUUUAAAGUUUUAAUGCCAAUCUCUGACGUCUAUGUUUGUCUAUGGUUGUUGAGGCCUGUCAGUUUUAAAUUUACAUUUUUUUUAGAGGCAGUUUCAAGGUCAGUGUAGUACAACUGGCCUUGUCACAUGGAUAAUAUUUUGAUAUACCUGAAGUUGAAGAUUGCAAUACUGGCUGGACUUACAAUUAUUGCCUACAGCUAUCUCCUCUGUUGUUAAAAGCAGAAGCAAAUUUACAUUUUUGUAGAGGUAUUUAAUAGCUAAGCUAAAUUACCUCCAUUCAUGUUUUGUCUUGUUAGAAAGAGGCUAUAACUAUGAAUCUUUUGAUAAUAAUAUUGUAGAGUUAGCCUUGCUUCCAACAAAAUGAGGCCACUUUAUAAGUAAAUGUAGGAGCUUUUAGAUAAGCCAGUGUCUCCACACCUUAAUUUUGCCUUACCCAAUCAAACAAAGCAUUUUCCCCUGAUAAUUCAUUAACUGUGAAUGGGCCAGGAGGAGCAGGGGUGUCCCUCCCCCUCUUUCAAUUACAUAAAAUGUAGGGCUGUCUUUAUUUUUGGCAAUUGAGUCUGGUGUCUGGAACUGGCGUUUGGUUUUGGUGUGCGUGGACUGUCUUGUAUUCUUUGUCUUUUUGAAUAUUCUGUUGUUCUUUGGUUUUUGAAAUUUGGUAUUGGUUUUCUUGAGAUCAUCUUUGGAGAAAAAAAAUGAUUUGGUGUAUUCUUUCAUUAAUUUCUUUUGUAACUGUACUUGUCUAUGUCUGUAACAUUAAUUAUUUGUUAAUGAAGCUAAACGUUUGUCUUUAGAUAUGUUGAAUGCUUGUAAUUUAAUAAAUCUCUUAAUUUUAAUCUGGUUUUGAGUGUACGUUUUGAUAAAGGUUGAUCCAACAGAUUGCUCUUCCAAUCAGCAAAUUUGGUGAUUUAAUUGAUAAUUGAUAUCUUUGAUAAUCUUUAACAAAUGAAAUCAAAUAAAUCUGUUUUGCAUGUUAGAUAAGAUAUGAGUUUUUUGUUGAUGCACUUGUGUUCUAUGUUCAGAGUGCUGAACAUUAAAUGAUGGUGUUACCUGUUAAAACUG
Anguilla rostrata (American eel) is the source of this 3813-nucleotide messenger RNA. It is a transcript of the gene nt5e, whose product is annotated as 5'-nucleotidase, ecto (CD73). Gene Ontology annotation, molecular function: metal ion binding; 5'-nucleotidase activity; nucleotide binding. The record is from RefSeq and is a predicted model, not a curated record. Lineage: Eukaryota; Metazoa; Chordata; Actinopteri; Anguilliformes; Anguillidae. Gene Ontology annotation, biological process: AMP catabolic process. Gene Ontology annotation, cellular component: plasma membrane. The transcript has 9 exons. Bases 96 to 1865 code for a protein of 589 amino acids.